Messenger RNA from Hordeum vulgare subsp. vulgare (domesticated barley), 1569 nucleotides. Its product is annotated as B2 protein-like. Lineage: Eukaryota; Viridiplantae; Streptophyta; Magnoliopsida; Poales; Poaceae. The transcript has 4 exons. The record is from RefSeq and is a predicted model, not a curated record. Gene Ontology annotation, biological process: response to endoplasmic reticulum stress. Bases 199 to 1278 code for a protein of 359 amino acids.
AGCAAGCAAUUCAACCCACCAACCAACCACAUCGCACCCAGCACCGGUGCGGUGACCGACCCAUAAAAGCAGCCCCUCCAUCACGGCCACGGUUCCCCUCCAUUCCCUUCCCUUUCCUUUCCUUUCCAUCCCGCGACGCACGCAGCUCGACCAGAACCGUGCAGCGGCAGCGGCAGCGGCAGCCGGCGGAGAGCAGCCAUGGCGAUGGAGGGCUACGACCGGGAGUUCUGGCAGUUCGGCGACCAGCUGCGGCUCCAGACGGCCACCUUCUCCGGCCUCUCCCUCGGCGACUCCAUCUGGUCGUCCCCCGCCGACAACAACGCCCCCCGCUCCCGCAACGCCGACCCCGGCCUCUUCUCCCCCUCCCCGCCCGCCGCCCACAACAACGCCGCUUCCAAGCCCAACAACAGCCUCAACGGCCCGGGCCUCAUCGGGUCCGGCAAGCUCGCCUUCGGCGCCACCACCACCAGCAAGGCCGACCGCUACAACAACGUCAGCCUCCCCGACGCCAAGCCCUACGCCAACGCCAACGCCAACGCCGGCUACGGCGCCAAGCCCAACAACGCCAACAUCAACGGCAACACCUUCGGGCUCAGCAAGAUGGCCGCCAGCGGCGGGGCCGGCUACAGCAACUUCAACGGCGGCAACGAGGGGGUCAAGAGCUACUUCAACAAGUCCAUCGGCAGGCCGGCCAGCAACAACAGCAACAGCAGCAACUUCAACUUCAACGGCUACGGCGGCAAGAAGGGCGCCGCGGACGGCAAGAAGAAGCACGCCAAGAACGAGAGAGGGGACAACAACCACGGCGCCGCCUCGGAGAAGCGGUUCAAGACGCUGCCGGCGUCCGAGGCGCUGCCUAGGAACGAGCCCAUCGGCGGCUACAUCUUCGUCUGCAACAACGACACCAUGGAGGAGAACCUCAAGAGGCAGCUCUUCGGGUUGCCAUCCAGAUACAGAGAUUCAGUGAGGGCGAUCAGGCCGGGGCUGCCCCUCUUCCUCUACAACUACUCCACCCACCAGCUCCACGGCAUCUUCGAGGCCGCGAGCUUUGGCGGAGCAAACAUCGACCCGGCGGCGUGGGAGGACAAGAAGUGCAACGGCGAGUCCCGCUUCCCUGCACAGGUGAGGGUGGCCACAAGGAAGAUCUGCGACCCACUGGAGGAGGACGCAUUCCGCCCUAUCCUGCACCACUACGACGGGCCCAAGUUCCGGCUCGAGCUCAGCAUCACCGAGGCUCUCUCCCUCCUUGAUAUAUUUGAAGACAAGGAUGAUGCAUGAUGAAGGCUGCUCAGUGCUGAUCAGGGGACUGUUGAGGAAGGAACAGCGUGCAAUAAGAUGGACUGGAGUAUACAUACAUACAUACGAUUUAUAUCAUUAUCAAUUAAUGGUGAUAUAUAAGUGAGCUUUAUUGGGUUUUCCAUCUCAUGGGCUAUGAAAUUAUGCGCCCCUCGUUGUCUGUAAUGCGUGGUGAUGGCUGCAGAAGAUGAGCCCUCGUGAACAUAACUUAUGUAUUGUCACGGCUAUGUAUGUAUAAUACUAUUGAGACUUUAAGAUGUUUCUCCUGUUGUA